UGCCGGGUCAGCUAGUCUAUUAAUAAAAUACUAUUUGACAUAUAAAAUAGUUUUAAAUAAUUUAUUAAUUAAAGGUUUUAAUUUCGUCGUAAAGUAUUGCCAGAUACAUAACCUAGAAAAAAUUGGCAGUUACUUUAUCAAAACUACUUUUAUUUGAUCAAUUUGAUUUGUCACAAUGUUUGUCAUUAAAUCGAAGGAUUUAAAAACAAAUGUUAAUGUCGGAAAUGAGGAUAUUGUUGGUGAUCCGGCUUCUCUUAAAAUUGAAGAUGAAACAAAAUUUUUUUAUAAAUCAAAAAUUUACAGUGGCCGCGUCAUUAAGAUAUCUGAUCCCAAACUAAAACGCAAGAGAGACAAAAAAAGAAGUUACUCUCCUUCGGAUUAUGAUAAGAAAUCCAACAAAUCAAAGGAAAAUGAUAAACAAGCUAAGAAAUCAAAAAAGUUAAAAAAAGAUGAGUCCAGUUCAUCUAGUGAAAACUCGGAAGAUGAUAGUAAAUCUAAGAAAGAUGAAGUGUCCGACAUUAGUUCAUUAGAAGAUUCAACUGAAAAUCUCGAAAAGCCAAAAAGUACUGGAAAGGUAGAUAAACACUUUAGUCGUAGAGACGAUUCAUCCGAUUAUUCGGCCCUUAACAAGAAAAACUCUCUACCUAAAGAGGGAAAAAAUACAUCCUCAAAGACUCAUUCGUCUUCGGCUAGUGGAAACUCUACACUGGAACGUACGAAAAAUGAUGAGCUAGAUAACCAUGGCAGGGAGUCAGGAGUUCAACAAUCAAGUUUAGACAAUGAUGAUCAUCUCUUGGGCGUUGCGAGUGCCGAUAUGGUUCUGUUAAAAAAUAACAUUUACGUGAAAAAAACCGUGUUAGAUACAGCAAAACGUACAUCUUCUCAAGCAUCGCACCUUGCACGACAACUAUUAGAAGGGGUGAUAAAAGCAGAAAUCUUACAACGCAGCACUUUAACCGGAAAGGCAAUGAGAGGGAAGAAAGAUCCAAACGUUUUACCGUUGCAUGCAGGUGCCAAAGAUGCCAUCGUUGCGUAUGCUCAAGAAAUAGCUCGGGAAAAACAUUGGACGGCUCAGGAUGUUAAAACUAUUGAGAAAAGUAUAGGUCAGAAACUUACGGAAAUCAGAAAUGCACACAAGAAAAAUCUGGAAAUUCGUCAAGCUUAAAGAUCAAAAUAUAAAUUUAUAUCUCUAUUAUUGUCUUAUUUAUAUUUUAGAUCUUAAGUAAUUGACGUUCUGACACAUAUCUGAUUCAUUUUAAAUAUUUGAAAAAAAAAGGAGUAUUGGUUCUUCAGUAAGUAGAUGAGUACUUGAUGAUAAUUAUUUAUGAUCUUAAGUACAAGCGCAAUGAUCUUAAAAUGAUCUAAUAUUACAUUGUUUGUAUUCUAGAAUCUAGUUUGUAAGGACGUUUAAAAAAUUGUUUUACUUUAAAUUUAAGAAGAAAAUAAGAAGAAUCGGUUUAGGUUCGUUAGUUAUGUUCAAUACCACAUGAAUCAAAUAUUGAUGCUUGGUACUAAUCAUAAAUAAUAUCCACUGCAAGUACUAUUAUCUCAAAUUGAUCUUAUAUUGUAUUGUUUUUUUAUAUUCUAAAAUCCAGUUUUUGAAGUUGUUUAAAACAUCGUUUUGCUUUUAAUUUUGAAAAAAGAAAAAAUUAUCGACUUAAGUGUUUUAUUUUCGUUGAAUAGUUGACUUAGACACAUAUCUGGUUAGUUUUAAAUAUUUGAAAAAACAAAAAAAAAUAAGAAGUAUUGAUUUUUUAGUUAGUAGAUUGAUGCUUGAUGAUAUAAUUAUACGCACGAUCUCAAUAAUAGCAAGUAGAUUUAUCUCAAAUGGAUCUUAUUGUAUUGUUUGUUUUCUAGAAUCUAGUUUUAAAGAUUUUUCAAGAAAUUGUUUUAUUUUUGGUUAAAAAAAAAAAAAUAAUGAGAAAUAUCGGGUUAAGUGCUUUGGUUUUGUUGAAUAUGAUAUGAAUAAAAUGUUGAUACUUAAUGAUCAUCUAUGAUCUUUACUACAAGUACUAUGAUAUUAAAAAUUAAUCUUAUUUUGUAUUAUUUGUAUUCUAGAAUCUAGUUUUUAGAACUGUUUGAAAAAUUGUGUUAAUUAAAAAAAAAUAAGCAUCAGCCAAAGUUCUUAAGAGGCGUCGAACAUGAUGACAGUAAAAAUAUUUAUUUCGAUGUGAUCUCAAUAACAAUGCACGAUUGAAAAAAUAACUCAAACUUACUUAAAAAAUAAUUUUCAUUUCACGUUGAAUAAUUUUUUAGUUAACAAGAAGAAUGGUUAUAUAAUGAACCAAAAACCUCUUUUUACUAGUGUGGAGCAACUGAUUAUAGCGUAUCAAUAAAAACUAGUUAAAAGACUACUUGUAUGACGUGUGUUAGUUUUCAACAAAAUAUUUUAUGUGUGUUGUAGAUGUAAUAAAUUAUUAGUUUAUUAGUUUUAUUAAA
This is a messenger RNA of Cotesia glomerata, 2439 nucleotides long. RefSeq lists its product as uncharacterized. The transcript is spliced from 6 exons. Lineage: Eukaryota; Metazoa; Arthropoda; Insecta; Hymenoptera; Braconidae. The coding region runs from base 176 to 1165 and encodes 329 amino acids. The record is from RefSeq and is a predicted model, not a curated record.